CUCAGAUCAAAUAUGCACAAAUAGAUUAGGUAACCCAAAAAUACGGUUCCGCCCUUCGCCUUAACCAUCAAAAUCCAGUACGCGCAAGCUACGCGGCCGUGUCCAGUCAUUCCUUCAUCUCUGCACAUCAUGGCCGACGACUUUUCCGAUAUUCUGGGGAGCGAUUCCCUUCCUGUCAGACGUGAGUUUUCACUCAGCGCCUGGUCAGCAAUGUCGUUUCUCAAGUCGAUGCGACGCCGACACGGGAUUCCGGACAACGACCACCGCCCAUUCAACGUAGCGUAUGCCGCAGUUCGACGCUCUCGACAGGAAAAAGAGCGGCCAGUGUCGGCGCUACAGAGUCAGGGAAGCACAAACACGCAGACGGCCCAUGAAGCUCGUCCUGCACAAGCCGAGCAGAUCGUACGGAAUCGCGGAGGCCCCAGUGCUCCCCAAUUACAGGCUGCUUCACCCUCCAACUUUCCAGGGCAGUGCGCCCCGGCGGCUACGGAACAGCUCUAUCCAUCUUUACCUACAAGUGAGGCUGCCGUGCCACCGCCGCCCGUAUCCACAUCUCCAAACAGAGUCCUCUUCGCUGAUGGUUACAAUACCAGUCUUCUUCGCGUUAGCGUACCUGACUUUCCUGAGAGACCCGUUCGUAAGACGAACGGUAUCCUCAAAUCCACUCACACUCAGAGAAAGCGUGGACUGGAGGAAGAGCCUGUUAUUGCUGAUAAUUCUAAGAAGUCCAGGGUCGAAGGUGAUGAGUUUAUUGAUGGAGAUGAAGAGGCCGGGUGGCAGAAUUCGGCUUCUUCUGCAUCGAAACGGGGCAAUAAGCGUGGUUUUGGUGAUGAGCCAGAGGGUGAUAGUGAAGAAAUCAUGUUAUCGGAGUGGGCCAGGGAGAAGAGACCGAGGAAGGUGUCACGGGGUCAUGAAGCUGUUGCCUCUGAUGAGGACAUGGAGGUUGACGAGGACGAGAUAGCGGAGGUGCUUGCUACGCCGCGAGGUAGGAAGCGAGAUCGCGUCGAGGCGGGUCCUUCCUUUAACGAAGAAGAUGAGGCGGAGGAAGUCGAGCCAAAGUCGAGGGGGAGGAAGAGACGUAAUAAGCGGAGAUCGGAUGUUGGUGUAAAGUUGCGGGGGACGAAGCGGGAGCGUGAUAUUAACGAUGAGGAGAUGCUGGAUAUUGCUGAAGAAUCGUCUGCUCAGCUGUCUAGGAAAAAGAGGGGUAAACGGGCUCAAGCUGUCCAGGAGGAUGAAGAUGAGCAUGGUCGUUAUGCCAAUAUCUCUAUCGACGUAUCCCCGGACAGAGCCAACCGUAGGGAGAUCGGUGAGGAGUGGGAGAGCAAUGGAGUAAGGUAUAAAGUGGGUCCGAAUGGGCAAAGACUGCGUCAGGCGCUCAUCAAGAAGGCCGGGCAGAGGUACAUUAUGGUAAGCUUUGUUUUCUUGUGCGUAUAAGAUGUUUUACAGUUUCUGCAGCCAAAAGACUCCCAACAUCCGGAUCGAGAAGCUAACAUUGAGGUCUGCGUCGAGAAAUGGCUUACCGAAGAUGAGUUCAGGGAGGCUAAGCAACAACGUUUGCUCGCGUGGCAAGAUUUGAUGCCAAACAAGUCUUCUGAGCCCUCGACACCUUCAUCUGAAGUGCCGGUAGGAUUUCUAAUACUUCAACUUCUUUUUGCAUUUUGAUGAGAUCUAUAUAGCCUUCUCCUUCUUCUGGCAAGCAUCUUCUAUGGA
Molecule: messenger RNA, 1710 nt
Organism: Guyanagaster necrorhizus
Lineage: Eukaryota; Fungi; Basidiomycota; Agaricomycetes; Agaricales; Physalacriaceae
Exons: 4
Coding region: 130-1434 (434 amino acids)
Source: RefSeq, a predicted model, not a curated record